Molecule: messenger RNA, 3459 nt
Organism: Eucalyptus grandis
Lineage: Eukaryota; Viridiplantae; Streptophyta; Magnoliopsida; Myrtales; Myrtaceae
Product: ion channel CASTOR
Exons: 13
Coding region: 122-2860 (912 amino acids)
Biological process (GO): monoatomic ion transport
Source: RefSeq, a predicted model, not a curated record
UCAAAUUCCCCCUCCCCAUCUCUAACGAGCGCACUAUCAAAACGUUCUCCCGUUUUAAUCUUCGAUUCAAUUUCAGUUUUGCUCCCGAAAAAGCCCCUCCGAAAUCCUCGAAAUCCCGAAAAUGUCCCACGUCGACGCCGACUCCUCGCCGCCGGCGUCGUUCCCUUCCUUCAGCCGGGACUGGUUCUUCCCUUCCCCUUCCCCGUACUGCGCCCACUCCGCCGCCGCCGCCGCCGCCGCCGCCGCCGCCAAGACCCCGAAGUACCCCCGCCGCUUCUCCACCAACCCGAGGCCCUCCUCCUCCUCCGCCGCCUCCCUCGACCCCAAGCCUCCCCGCCCGCCCUCCUUCCGCUCCGCCCCUCCGGUGAGCCCUCCUCUUCCGUACCGCGAGGCCAGGUAUGCCGGACCCCGCCGGAGGCUCGGCCCCUCGCUCCGAUCGGAGAGGCCGCGGGCGGGCGGCGAGAAGAAGGCCGUCUCGAGCGGUGGCGGCGCGGCUCCGAGCGCCGGCGCCGAUCGAAAGCCGGAGGCGCCUGCGGAGAAGGUCCCGUCGCGAUGCGAAGGGGUCGGGGAUUUGCGGAGGAGGCUCGGGCUUCGGUGGCGGAUGGCGUUUCUAGUGGCGAUUGUGUUGACGGCUUUCAGUUCGGUGGUGCACAAGAACUUCAGUUUACGUAGCCAGGUCGAGGAUUUGCAGGGGCAAAUUUCUCAACUUAGGAUUACCCUGCAAGCCUGCAGUUUAUUGGAUUUAGCAGAAUUUGAAGGUUCUAUAGACAAGCAGAAUCAAGAUGGACCAAAUAAAAGAUUUAAGAACAUUGCUCUGAUAAGCUCGCUCUCCAUAUUAUGUAUUCCUAUUCUCUUGUUCAAGUGCAUUGACAAAGUCCCAAGGUUAAGAUCAUCAGACUGUAUUUUGGAAGAAGUAUCUUUGAAAAAGCAGCUAGCAUAUCGACUGGAUGUAUUUUUCUCGGUUCAUCCAUAUGCUAAGCCAUUGGCAUUGUUGGUCGCAACAUUACUUCUCAUCUUUCUGGGAGGACUAGCACUUUUUGGUGUCACAGAUGAUGACAUGGCAGAUUGUCUUUGGUUAUCAUGGACAUAUGUCGCUAGUGCAGGCAAUCAUGCAGAUUCAGAAGGUUUUGGUCCAAGGUUGGUUUCACUUUUGAUUAGCUUUGGAGGAAUGCUUAUAUUCGCAAUGAUGCUUGGACUUGUUUCUGAUGCUAUCUCCGAGAAGUUUGACUCCUUGAGGAAAGGCAGAAGUGAAGUAGUUGAGCAAAACCACACCUUAAUUCUUGGGUGGAGUGAUAAAUUGGGAUCAUUGUUGAAUCAGCUGGCGCUAGCAAAUGAGAGUUUGGGUGGAGGCACCAUUGUGGUGAUGGCUGAAAGAGAUAAAGAGGAAAUGGAACUUGACAUUGCUAAGAUGGAGUUUGAUUUCAGUGGAACAUCUGUUAUAUGCAGAAGUGGCAGCCCUCUAAUCUUGGCUGACUUGAAAAAGGUCUCUGUCUCCAAAGCCAGAGCAAUAAUCGUCCUUGCUGUAGAUGGUAAUGCUGACCAGAGUGAUGCUCGUGCAUUAAGGACGGUCCUAAGUUUAACUGGAGUUAAAGAAGGGUUAAGAGGGCACAUUGUGGUUGAAUUAAGCGAUCUUGACAAUGAAAUUCUCGUUAAACUUGUUGGCGGAGACCUUGUCGAAACUGUUGUGGCACAUGAUGUGAUUGGUCGCUUGAUGAUUCAAUGUGCUCGGCAGCCUGGAUUGGCACAGAUUUGGGAAGACAUCCUUGGGUUUGAAAACUGUGAGUUUUACAUCAAAAGGUGGCCCCAGUUGGAUGGCAUGCAAUUUGAGGAUGUGCUUAUAAGUUUUCCUGAUGCAAUACCUUGUGGAAUAAAGGUUGCAUCUUGUGGUGGUAAGAUUAUCCUGAAUCCUGACGAUUCCUAUGUUCUACAAGAGGGCGAUGAAGUUCUUGUCAUAGCAGAAGAUGAUGAUACAUACGCUCCAACAGCAUUACCGAUGGUAUGGAGGGGACAUCUACCCAAAGAAUUUAGUAUUGACCAGUCUUCAGAAAAGAUACUUUUUUGUGGUUGGCGGCGAGAUAUGGAAGAUAUGAUUAUGGUAUUGGAUGCGUCUCUAGCACCUGAGUCAGAGCUCUGGAUGUUCAAUGAGGUUCCAGAAGAGGAGAGGGAACAGAAGCUUAUUGAUGGCGGUCUUGAAAUUAGUAGGCUUGCAAACAUAAAAAUAGAAAAUCGAGAAGGAAAUGCAGUUAUACGGCGUCACCUGGAGAGUCUCCCUCUGGAAUCUUUUGAUUCAAUACUAAUUCUUGCUGAUGAAUCAGUGGAAGAUUCAGCCAUUCAAGCUGAUUCAAGAUCUCUUGCCACGUUGCUGUUAAUUCGUGAUAUACAGGCAAAGCGCCUCCCUCUCAGCAUGGCCCCAUCUCGCAGAGGAAAUUUUUCACAAAGCUCUUGGAUGGGGGAAAUGCAGCAGGCUUCUGAUAAAUCAGUAAUCAUAUCUGAAAUACUGGAUCCCAGGACUAAAAAUCUAUUAUCAAUGUCCAAAAUCAGUGAUUACGUUUUGUCAAAUGAGCUUGUCAGCAUGGCUUUGGCAAUGGUUGCUGAGGAUCGCCAGAUAAAUGAUGUUUUGGAAGAGCUCUUCGCAGAGGAGGGAAAUGAGUUGCACAUUAGACCGGCAGAUCUCUACCUUUGUGAAGGUGAAGAGUUGAGUUUCUAUGAACUACUCUUACGCACCCGACUGAGGAGGGAAAUCAUGAUAGGCUAUCGUUUAGCAAACGCAGAGAAAGCUGUCAUAAAUCCCCCCGCAAAAGAUGAGCGCCGGACAUGGUCGGUGAGAGAUGUUUUUGUUGUUAUUACUGAUAAAGAAUGAUAGGUUCAUAUUGCAAGGCCGGAAGAUAUUUUCAUCAGAAGCAAAAUUCUCAACUAGAUGUCAGCAUGGGAUACCCAAAGGUAGAGUCUAUACUGUGUUGUCUAGAAUGACUCUGCCUGAAUCUCUCGGACAGCAUGUCGGCACCCACGAAAUGAUUGCAAUGGGCACAGAGACACCUGCUAAAAAGAAUGUUAUGGGUUAUGUUAUAGUCGGUUGACAGAAAUCAUUGCAUAACUGAGGAAUUUGGCCUCAGAGAUGGACGUGAUGGACAGGAAAUUAAUAUUUACUGUUUUGAUGAGCAGUUGGUUGGUAGAGAGACGGAUUGUGUAGAUGUCCAGAAUAACCGGUGGGAAUCCAAUUGUUGUGAUUGAAGAAUGGUGGAUAGUAUCAGAAUACGGAUGGUACACGAGGUAGAAUUCUGUGAUAGACUGCUGUUAUAGAUUUUCCAGAAAGCAGUGAUGAGUUGUAAAUUGUAAUUAGAAGUUUCAUCUUUCUUUGGAGCGACUUGCUCGUUGACAGGACAUUCAAAUACUUGAGCAAAUGCGAGAAUAAUUUCCUCGUUGGUGUUUGUAAAAGUUUAUCUUCAGAAGGGCUAAUGC